Branchiostoma floridae (Florida lancelet) is the source of this 2291-nucleotide messenger RNA. RefSeq lists its product as uncharacterized. The transcript has 8 exons. Bases 161 to 1513 code for a protein of 450 amino acids. Gene Ontology annotation, biological process: potassium ion transport; detection of calcium ion. Lineage: Eukaryota; Metazoa; Chordata; Leptocardii; Amphioxiformes; Branchiostomatidae. Gene Ontology annotation, molecular function: calcium-activated potassium channel activity; potassium channel regulator activity. Gene Ontology annotation, cellular component: voltage-gated potassium channel complex; membrane. The record is from RefSeq and is a predicted model, not a curated record.
CAUUCACUUGUUGACAUCUUCCAGUAAGCAAAGCAACAAAAUGGCGGACUUUGAAGAAAAACUAGAAAUUCCAACUUCUUUAGAUUAAUUUUCGACAAAUGUAACCUUAACUGGGCACUUUUUACUGCAGUUUCUACAACAGCAAGCAAACUGUGCAAACAUGAGCUCCAGUUCUCACACCACCAACCCGGCCGCCAACGGUCACAUACCGAACGGUGGUGGGGCUCCGAACGGGACGUCCGGGCCUCGCGCUGGGGGAAGGAAGAGACUCUUCGCGAAGAAGAAACUUGAGAGGCUCGCUCUGAGGAGGGAGAGACACAAGCGAAUGAGUAAGAUGGAGAUUCUGAAGGAGAAAGUCGCGGAUAAGCUGAAGUUGUUCCUGAUCUUUGCCCUGCCCGUGGUUCUGAUGGGGUUUAUCCUGCUGGUGUUGAUCGGAAUCUACGUCGUCAGGCCUUACAACCAAGGUCAACAGUUUGUGCAGUCCAGAUGUCAGACCGUCACCACCCACUACCUGAACCAGGGGAGCUGCAGCAGCCACACAGAUGUGUUCCAGCCGUGUCUACAGGUUUAUGUUCACCACACAGCAGCUAACACAGACAUCCCUGUGGUUCUGAUGGAGAAUGAACAGGCUCUGAUGUACUGUGAACAGUGUUCCCUGACGUUUGGAAGACAUGCCCUGUUCAUGGACCCCUUCUCACCCUGUGCGGAUGGAUGGAAGGAUAACUACGACAAACAGUCCUGCGCUGAAGGCUACAGGAUUCAGUAUGAGAAGGCCAACACAACCUACCCCUGCUACUACAACCCUACAAAUCCCGAACAUGUGGUGAGGGAGAUUACGCUGACGAGUGGAAAAGUUGCAAACCUGGUCCUGUGGCCCCUCCUCCUGUGUCUGGUCUACAUAGCAGCCGUAGUGUAUGUGUUGUACGAGAGGAGAAUCAGGAAACAACGUGACCAGCAGGUCACCGCGGACGUCCAGACCCAGGAAGAAGAGGAGGUCCAGCGGCGCAAGAACGCGAGCAAGCGGCGUAAGAUCCCGUGUCGCCACAGCCACAUCAGCACCGCGGGCGGCUUCCUCGUUCCCGGCUCCUCCUGCAACUGUCUCCACCACCUCAACGACACGCGCAUGUCUCCGACCAACCAGCUGCCAGAUCUCGCGCCCUCCGUGUCGGACAUCCCCGAGGGAUUGCUCAUGUUCAGUAGCAUAGACUACCUGGAUCUGGAUACAGCCGGUUUGGGACAUCUCGACCUCGCUGUGUCGGACCACGGAGGGAGCUACGUCUACCUCUCCGGGCUCGAACAACAGUUAGAAGGCUCGGUUUACACGAACGCGUUCGCUCGGAACACCCCGCCCAGGCCGUACAGUAUCAGUAGCGACUCGGAGGCAGUGCACGAGAGCGAUAUCGAUUACUACUUCAGUAACUUUGCCAACGGGGAACAAUACCAGUCGGGAGGGAGCGAUCAGUUCUCGUACGACCCCUUCUACGCAAUGACAGACGAGGAGUCUAGAGUGUGAGAGACAUGAUCCAGGUUCCAGCUGGUGCAUUUUAGCGUAGCGGGCCACUAGACUAUAAUUUGUGACCACAACACUAAAAUGAAAACCACUAUUGUACAUUCUCUCAUGUAUAUUGCCUCUCUAACUCCUCAUAGAAGUAUGAUGAUUGCAAAGGUUGUAUCAGUCAAUCAAUCAAUCAAUAAAUCAGGCUUAUUAAUAUCAAUUGGACAGUUUUGUUGCAAAGAAAACAAAAAAAUUUCAAAGUAGACUGACACUAUGCUUCCAGACUUGUUUUCAAUUUCAAAGGUUUGAUCAUGAUAUUUAACUUAGGCCACACUGACUUGAUUUUAUGGAUAACGUCCACGUGUGCAUUGAUUUUCACCUGUUCUCAAAAAAACAACCUGUAUAACCUGUAAAAUACAUUCCACUUAUUGUGUAAUCAAGUAAGUAAUUGUUGAGGGGAGAAUCGUCUUGUCAUAUAAUGUAAUAUUUGCUUUUUCGUUUGUGUAUUUAUAGCUGACAAAGGUUAUAUUUAUUAGUAUUAAUGUACAAAGAUAUUUUCGUAGCCCAGAGAGUUUUUAACUACACCUAGAAAGAUAACUGAAUUGAAGUGCCCUGUUGUGUACAUUUUGUUGAAAUGUUUCUAUUUUAUAUACACUAUUUGUGCACCAAAGAUUUGUAUAGUUUUUUCACAUUCUGCUGAAUACCAGUAUUAGAUAUUUGUUAUAUGAGAUAUGUGAAAAGAAGUUGUACGACAUUGAAAUCAAAUACAACACUUCUAGAUCUGCACAUUUGGUAA